CUGCUGCCACCCGGUGUCUUACAUCAACGUGGUCGACAUGGCCAGCAACACUGCUCAGUGCACAUUUGACUUGGCUCCCGGACUCCCCAUACCCGUGUACGACUGUGCGAGCACACCAGCUACUGCAAGUACAUCAUUUAGCAUGAACCCGAGUGAAGAGACUAGUGGCUUGUCUACUGGCGCCAUUGCGGGGAUAGCAGUGGGUGCGGCAGCGGCGUUGGCAGCAACGAUUGUCACAGCUGUUCUUAUUGGCAAGAAGGCCCUCUGCGUCUCCAAAACACACCCAAAAGUGGAGACGAGCCAACCCCCUUUGGGACAUACACUGUGACACCUUUUCAGCACUUACAUUAUAAAUAUCCUUACAGUUUUGUCACAACACUAUCGUAUGAUUUAACACCUUCUUUCCAAACACUUGUGUUAUCUUGAUGUUGUAGUAGCAUUGUAACACAAAACAACUCUAAGUGUUCAUACAUAAACCUAUUAUCUGUGAGAUUUCUUGUCAUUUAAGCAGAGUUCGAACACAGGCACUACAGUGUGUAGCUUUUAAUUCCUUAAAUCUAUGGACGUUUGAAUACACAACUGGUUCCAUACAUUCACUUCCUGGUUGAAGUUUAUAACGUGUCAAUCCCACUGUUUAUUCUUUGCAGGAUCCGUCCAAAGACUUAUAUUGUAUUAUUACCAAUGCAUCUGAUAUACAUACCUCAUUGCGAGUCAUUACAAUAAUAAUAAGAUUUUGUGUCCAGAAAAUACAACAUAUAUCAUGUGUGUCUUAAGGUUUGUUGGUUGAAUAAAUAAUUGAUGUCAGAUUAUUAAUCCUA
Messenger RNA from Haliotis rubra (blacklip abalone), 818 nucleotides. Its product is annotated as proline-rich receptor-like protein kinase PERK1. The coding region runs from base 38 to 328 and encodes 96 amino acids. The transcript is spliced from 2 exons. Lineage: Eukaryota; Metazoa; Mollusca; Gastropoda; Lepetellida; Haliotidae. The record is from RefSeq and is a predicted model, not a curated record.